CUCCCCAUUCAUUAUACUGUGUGUAAACCUGGGAUCAUGGUAGCCUGUGAGCAAGCUCUCCGGGGCGUUCUGGUGGCGGGACGGGGAAAGGAAUGGGAGCUUGCAACUACGUCUCUGGAAUUUGAAUAUCUGUAUCGAAAAAAUCGAUGCGAAAUGCUGAUUGGCGGAGAUGACAUUAGUAAUGACGUCAUUACCCUUGGGGCGUGCUUUCACGUGUUUUUAAAUGUUUGUUUGCAUUCGUGCUCGUUUCCGCUUCGCGCUGAUUGGCGGAAAUUAGACAGCUCAGUCGACGGGGAACCACAGGGGAAUUGAAAGCAAAAUUCAAAUUCUAGAGACGUAGUGACAAGUUCUCCUUCCUUCUCCCGCUCCACCGACAGAGCGCCCCGGAGAACUUACUCGCAGGCAAGGAUCAUGGUUAUUGUUAGGGCUCACUUUUUUUAUAUAUACUUUUUGGGUUUAUUCGCCAGGAUAUUUACUUAUUUGGUGGAUCAAAUGAUAAAGCAAAGGUUCCAACGCCAUUCGAAGAUGUAUACAAAUUGAGCAUGUGUAAGUAG
This is a messenger RNA of Porites evermanni, 554 nucleotides long. Lineage: Eukaryota; Metazoa; Cnidaria; Anthozoa; Scleractinia; Poritidae. The record is from the annotation of a GenBank genome assembly.